CCGGCGCGUAAUUAUCGACGCAGCACAGUAAGGAAGCAGCAUGGUGCGAGAGAGGAGAGUGGUCCGUAAGCCGAAGGCGAAAAUAUCGGAGCAGUAUGAUAGCGAUGACUCUGCUGCUUACAAGGACAUGCAGGUCCCUGACAAAAGAUCUUCCAGGUAUACAGAAGAUGAAAUUGAUGAGUUCCACAAUGACAAAAUUUUGAAACUACUUGCACAUGGUGUGCAAGAGGAUGAUGACCAGGAGGACAUUGAUGAUGAGGAGGAGGUGAUGCCUCUGGACGAUUUUGAUUCGGAGGAGGAGGAGGAAGUGGAGACAGACAUGGAGAGUGACCUUGAAGGAAAGAAGGAAGAUGAUCUUCCCAGUGAUAUGGCGUGGGGACUUAGGAAGAAGACGUUCUACAAUUCCGAUUAUACUGCAGUCAAGGGGAAAUCUAAAGACGAAGCUGAAGCUGAGGAAGAAGAGGAAGAAGAGGAAGCCAAGAGCAUCCAGAAACGUCUGGUGGGGAAUCUCAGUGAAGAGGACUAUGACCUGCAUCUCCUCCAGGAGUUUGCUGUAGAGGAGGAGGGUGAAGUCCAGAAGGCUAUGGAGAAAGACCAGAAGAUUGUGAAGGACCUGAAGGCAAUGUCCCAGAAGGAGAAGCUGAGACUGCUGAAGAAAGAAUCUCCAGAGCUGAUGGGGCUUAUCCAGGACUUCAAAUUCAAGCUGACCGAACUUAGAGACGAGCUGCAGCCUCUUCUGGAGAUGGUCAAAAGUGGGCAGAUCCCUGCAGGGAAGGGAGCAGAAUACCUCAAGACUAAACAGCAGCUCUAUUUGAAUUACUGCACAAAUAUCAGUUUUUACCUGGUGCUGAAGGCCAAGCGCAUUCCAGCUCAGAAUCAUCCUGUGAUCGAGAGACUGGUCUCCUACAGGAACCUAAUAAAUGAUCUUGCUGAAGUGGAUGCUAGAUUGGCCCCCCAGUUGCGCAUGCUACUUUCUGGAGCUCUGCUGGAAAGCACUAUCAAGAAGCCUGCCAGUAACCCCCCCAGGAAGGUGACCAGAGAUGCUGUACUUGAUGCCUGCGAGGAGUCUGAGUCAAACUCUGAUCUGGAUGAGGAGGCAGCACUGCGCUUUUAUAGAGAGGUGGAGAAGCGCCUGAAACAGAAGAGGAAACGCAAACAGCCACAGCCCAUGGAAAUAUUAGAGGAAGAGGAGGAUGUGGAUCCAGAUAGCAAGAGAGGAAUCACCUACCAGAUGGCUAAGAACAAGGGACUCACACCAAAGAGGAAGAAGAUCGACCGGAAUCCAAGAGUCAAGCACAGAGAGAAGUUCAGGCGGGCCAAGAUUCGCAGGAGGGGUCAGGUGCAAGAAGUUCACAAGGAAAUGGAGAGAUACGGUGGAGAAAUAUCUGGUAUUCGUGCUGGGGUUAAGAAAAGUAUUAAACUAAAGUAAUGGACAUGGCUAAUGUAGGACCGAAUGGAAAGAACCAGGGAGUAUGUGGUGACUGAGUGGAAUGGCAAGGACAGGCUUGGCUGAACUUCUACCGAACAAGGGCCACAAGGAGAACAUAUUCCUUGGCAGUCUGUAUAAAUAGCUUUUUUGUGAUUAUCUUUAAAAGUAAUGCUUGUACUGUUUGACAGCACUGUUUCAUAUGAGUAAAGCCUUUUUCCUAC
Messenger RNA from Scleropages formosus (Asian bonytongue), 1650 nucleotides. It is a transcript of the gene utp3, whose product is annotated as UTP3 small subunit processome component. Gene Ontology annotation, biological process: maturation of SSU-rRNA from tricistronic rRNA transcript (SSU-rRNA, 5.8S rRNA, LSU-rRNA). The transcript has 16 exons. The record is from RefSeq and is a predicted model, not a curated record. NCBI's taxonomy places the organism in Eukaryota, Metazoa, Chordata, Actinopteri, Osteoglossiformes, Osteoglossidae. Gene Ontology annotation, cellular component: small-subunit processome; nucleolus. The coding region runs from base 41 to 1429 and encodes 462 amino acids.